Messenger RNA from Galeopterus variegatus (Sunda flying lemur), 782 nucleotides. Its product is annotated as clathrin coat assembly protein AP180-like. Lineage: Eukaryota; Metazoa; Chordata; Mammalia; Dermoptera; Cynocephalidae. Gene Ontology annotation, cellular component: synaptic vesicle; clathrin-coated pit; extrinsic component of presynaptic endocytic zone membrane. Gene Ontology annotation, molecular function: 1-phosphatidylinositol binding; clathrin heavy chain binding; SNARE binding. The transcript is spliced from 7 exons. Gene Ontology annotation, biological process: clathrin coat assembly; clathrin-dependent endocytosis; synaptic vesicle budding from presynaptic endocytic zone membrane. The record is from RefSeq and is a predicted model, not a curated record. The annotation marks the transcript as partial.
CGAGGAGGAGGAGGCAGGCGGCCAGGGCUUGGAUAUCCGAUUCAUUCUCCGAAGCCCGCGGGCUGUUAGGAGGAAACGCUGCGGCGGCGGGGAGAAGAGGAGGCGGUAGACGCUGCCGGAGAAGAUGUCGGGCCAAACGCUCACAGAUCGGAUCGCCGCGGCUCAGUACAGCGUGACAGGCUCUGCUGUAGCAAGAGCGGUCUGCAAAGCCACCACUCAUGAAGUGAUGGGCCCCAAGAAAAAGCACCUGGACUAUUUGAUCCAGGCUACCAACGAGACCAAUGUUAAUAUUCCUCAGAUGGCCGACACCCUCUUUGAGCGGGCAACAAACAGUAGCUGGGUGGUUGUAUUUAAAGCUUUAGUGACAACACAUCAUCUCAUGGUGCAUGGAAAUGAGAGAUUUAUUCAGUAUUUGGCCUCUAGAAAUACACUAUUCAAUCUCAGCAACUUUUUGGAUAAAAGUGGAUCCCAUGGUUAUGAUAUGUCUACCUUCAUAAGGCGCUAUAGUAGAUAUUUGAAUGAAAAGGCUUUCUCUUACAGACAGAUGGCAUUUGAUUUUGCCAGAGUGAAAAAAGGGGCUGAUGGUGUAAUGAGGACAAUGGCUCCUGAGAAGCUACUAAAGAGUAUGCCAAUACUGCAGGGACAAAUUGAUGCACUGCUUGAAUUUGAUGUGCAUCCAAAUGAACUAACAAAUGGUGUCAUAAAUGCUGCAUUUAUGCUUCUUUUCAAAGAUCUUAUCAAACUUUUUGCUUGCUACAAUGACGGAGUUAUUAACUUACUCG